This is a messenger RNA of Oryzias melastigma (Indian medaka), 1652 nucleotides long. RefSeq names its product protein arginine methyltransferase 6 (gene prmt6). Lineage: Eukaryota; Metazoa; Chordata; Actinopteri; Beloniformes; Adrianichthyidae. The transcript has a single exon. Gene Ontology annotation, molecular function: protein-arginine N-methyltransferase activity. Gene Ontology annotation, biological process: peptidyl-arginine methylation. Bases 401 to 1456 code for a protein of 351 amino acids. The record is from RefSeq and is a predicted model, not a curated record.
CCUGAUAAGGAAAAACUCCUAAUAAAAAACCUAAAAUAUUUGUUAAAUAUUUUAAUUUUUUGGCUGUCAAUAUGACACUAUUUGACAUUCAGAAGUAAUUUUAGAAAAAAAAAAACUUUUUUUUUUUACUUUUAUUCAUUUAUUAAUAAGUAUUAUUAUUUACAAAAAUAAUUUCAGUAAGUUUCCUUAAAUUGUCCACAAAAUAAAAGAAAAAAAUAAAAUAAACUUUUCCGACAUCCGAAUUCUAAGAAGUUGUCCCGGUGGCUUGUGGGAAAUGUAGUCAUUGUGGUGCGUGUUACCUUCAAAGUAUGUCUUAUGCACUACAAAUCCCAGAUUCAGGAACGCGGAAGUACCGAAACAAAACACCGCCGGUUUGUAGCACGCUGCAGCAGAGGAAAAGAUGUCUCACGCUGGAAAAAAGAGAAAACUGGAUAAAAGCCGCCAGGAUAGACUUUAUUUCGACAGCUACGCGGAUGUGACUAUUCACGAAGAAAUGAUAGCGGACCACGUCCGCACCAACACCUAUCGAACGGCCAUCCUUCUGAACAGCGAGUGCAUUCGGGGGAAGGUUGUGCUGGAUGUCGGCGCAGGAACCGGCGUUUUGAGCAUCUUCUGUGCUCAGGCGGGAGCCAGGAAAGUCUACGCCGUGGAGGCCUGCUCCAUAUCCGAGCAGGCUGAGAAAAUAGUCCGACACAACAGCAUGGACGAUCGAGUGGAGGUCAUUCGGGGGACUGUGGAGAGCGUGGAGCUCCCGGAGAAGGUGGACGUGAUCGUGAGUGAAUGGAUGGGUUACGCUCUGCUUCACGAGUCCAUGCUCAACUCGGUGCUCUGUGCCCGGGACAAGUGGCUUCGACCCGGCGGUAUCAUCCUGCCGAGCAAAGCCGAGCUCUACAUCGCGCCCAUCUGUGACCCGGUGGUCGAGGACCGCCUGCACUUCUGGUAUACCGUCAAGGAGCAAUACGGCGUCGAUAUGUCAUGCAUGUCCGACUUUGCCCGGAAGUGCAUUAUGAACUCCGACAUCACGGUGAACACCGUGACCGUGGAGGACGUGCUUUCCCACCCGGCGCGCUUCGCGGAGCUGGACCUAUAUUCUGUGACCGCGGAGGAACUUCGUUCGGUGAAAGGCCGGUUCAGCUGCGGCUCGUUCGGCUCGGCGGCGGUGAACGGCUUCUGCGUGUACUUCACGGUCACCUUCUCGUGCUCGGACAAACCACAGACGCUCGUGCUCUCUACGUCACCGUUCAAACCUGAGACCCACUGGAAGCAGGCGGUGCUGUACCUCGACUCCCCGGCGGAGGUGAAGCAGGACACGCUGGUCACCGGGGAGGUGUGCAUGUAUCCCUCAGAGGAAAGCGACAGACAUAUAUGUAUCCACCUGGAGUACGCUAUAGGAGAAGAGAAAAGACAGUCCAAGACUUUCUCCAUCCCUGACUGGAGCUCUGACAGCCAGUCUUGAAAUUACUACACUAUUAAGUGACCCCAAACAUUACACAGAACUAACAGAGUGACAUUAUUAUUCAUUCAGAUUAUCAAUUAAUAGCACUUUAGUGAGACAAAACAUCUGGUUUCUACAUCUGCACUUAUUUUAUCAUGUUUUACUGAUUUUUAACAUGGUAUUUCAAAAUAAAAGUUCACAACUGGUUUUAACUUGA